AUGAUACCUCCGCCUUGUCUCGGAUGUAAGAAUCCUACAGCCUCGUGUAAGUCCAAUGUCCUAUUUAGAACACCCGCCCAGCUGUCAGUUCAAAAUCAUCCCGUCCCUCUUCCGGAUAACUGCUCAACCGAGACACACAUAACAAACCAUCAGUGUUCUCGGAAGAUCGAAAGUCACACUUUUCUUUUCUCUGUCUGGAUAUAUCCCUUAUUAUCUUUGACUGGCCCGGCCAUCUGCCCUUGCCAUCUGACUGGUGCGCUUCCGUCAUAUCAAUACCCAAAAAUUCCCCGGUCUCAACUUGCAGGUUUUACAGCAAUAUUCCAAGACAUUACGGACCAACGACAGCGGCCUGACGGUAGAGCGGAGGCGAUAACAUCCAAAAGAUCAACACCCCUCAAAGCCCAAGCUCAAAGACAUGAAUGCCACUACGGCAUGUAUUUCUCACCGCCAACCCCACCUAAACCAACCACGCAUCAUCUGGUACGAUCGAUGCCAACAUUCAUCAUGAUAUGGGAUUGUCAAAAUUUUGCUCUUUUUUUUUUUUUUUUUUUUGCUUCUUCCCACCGAUGA
Podospora pseudocomata is the source of this 570-nucleotide messenger RNA. RefSeq lists its product as uncharacterized. The transcript has a single exon. The record is from RefSeq and is a predicted model, not a curated record. NCBI's taxonomy places the organism in Eukaryota, Fungi, Ascomycota, Sordariomycetes, Sordariales, Podosporaceae. Bases 1 to 570 code for a protein of 189 amino acids.